Messenger RNA from Trypanosoma rangeli, 555 nucleotides. RefSeq lists its product as uncharacterized. NCBI's taxonomy places the organism in Eukaryota, Euglenozoa, Kinetoplastea, Trypanosomatida, Trypanosomatidae. The coding region runs from base 1 to 555 and encodes 184 amino acids. The transcript has a single exon. The record is from RefSeq and is a predicted model, not a curated record.
AUGCAUGCAUUACAGCAUCAUCCACCUCUGUGUCUCCAACUUGCUGAUACUUUGAAGGAUGCAGAGAUGACCUCUCACUUUUUGGUUGCUGAAUCUAUUCUUUAUAUUAUUGUCUGGCAGAAGAAGCAGCUCUCAGUGCAGACGAGGCAUUGGGUUGUGUCGAUAGUCCUAAACGGGAUGCUGCAUUGCUGUGGCAAGGCAGUGCAAACCGCACUUCAGUUGUUCUUUUCCUUGGUGGACAGUGAGCACCGUGUACUUCUACUCUUCUUGACUGUCCUCGCAGCUUCCUUUUCAUUUGCCGUGUUUAUGGUGGCUGCAGUCCGCAGUCUCCCCAUUGGAAGUGUGCUCACUCCGUUGUUUUUAACUCUUACUUGUUUGUUUGCUAUCUUACUGGGAGGUGCUAGAAGCGUAGUGACUACGGGGACAAUGACGAUGUAUUGGCUCACUGUGACUGCAGAUUGUGCCCAUUGUUUCAUUAUUUUUGCUCUUUUGCCUCACUGCCAUUUUGCCUUUCUCAAUUUACUUUGUCUACACACUCGGAAGGAAAGAGAUUAA